This is a messenger RNA of Aspergillus nidulans FGSC A4, 2133 nucleotides long. Its product is annotated as TPR domain protein. The record is from RefSeq and is a predicted model, not a curated record. The coding region runs from base 1 to 2133 and encodes 710 amino acids. Lineage: Eukaryota; Fungi; Ascomycota; Eurotiomycetes; Eurotiales; Aspergillaceae. The transcript is spliced from 3 exons.
AUGGAUGUCCACGACGUCUUCUCGAUCGAGCAGUACUUCCACCUGCUCAAGGACCAGGAACGUACUCUGCGCAAUGCCCUAGGGCACAGAGGCCAGAGCUGGAAAGCAACAAAGCCUCGCGACGAACUCAUUAAGUCUUUCUGGGAACAUCAUAUAAUAGGUCGACAGGAUACAUUUGCAUUGCCCGAUACUUUCAAAAUCAAAACCUCUUUCCUGCCGCCGGCAUACCCUCCAUGCACCGCGCCCAUGGCGGACUUGAAGAAAGUCGCCAUCAGUGACCUCCGCCUUGAGACCCAUCAUCGUGGUUUGUAUGUUCUUCUAAGAGCUGUCACCCCUGCAGCGAGUAUGACGGGAAUUAUGGUCAUAGUUGAGGACGAGGCGAGAGAUGUGCUCCUUUUGCAGCUCUACAAUCAGGAGGAGCGGCUUGAGAAGGACGGCCGUCUCGUCGAAGGAAAGGUGGUUCUUGUAAAGGAGCCUUAUUUAAAGGUUUUGGCAGACAAAAGUUAUGGAAUUCGAGUUGACCAUCUCUCUGACGUGAAGUUUCUGUCGGAACAUGACGAACAGAUCCCGCCGGCCUGGAGGCAAAAGGACACGGAAUUCGACAUUUCCGCCAACGACUGGAAACUGAAAGGCAAUAAAUGGUUUGAAAAGGAGAGCUAUCAUCUGGCCAUUGACUGCUACUCUAGAGCUCUUGAAUCAUCCCCCUCCGCCGAGGAAGCCAUCACGAUCAGACUCAAUCGCGCCCUUUCCUCCCUUAAAGCCCACGAGUUUGAAGCGGCGCUUCGUGAUCUCGACUUACAGCCGACAGACCCUAAAUCCCUCGAGAAAGCCCUUUUCCGCAAGGCGCAGGCUCUCUACCAUCUCGGACGGUUUCGAGAGAGCUGCGAAACGCACGAGAUUCUCGCCAAACAGUUUCCAGAAAAUACCAUCGCGAAGACCGAGUUCAGCCGCGCCAAUGCACGACUUGCCGAACAGCAGAAAGGUCAGUAUCAGUUCAAGCGCCUGCAGCGUGAGGCAGCAAAGCGUGUUCCACCGCAGCUCGACCACGCCACAUAUAUCGGCCCUGUCGCUGUGAAGAUGACGGAUUCUCGCGGACGAGGCCUCUUCACAACUGCUGCCGUCAAAGCCGGUGAUUUGCUCCUCUGCGAGAAAGCCUUUGCGCAUACCUUUCACACAGCAAAGAAUCCGAAACGGAACCUUAGCCUGCUUCUCAACUUGGAGGCGAAAGCCAUGACAAUAGGUACUCAGGCACAGCUUAUGUCCCUGCUUGUGCAAAAGCUUUCCAAGAAUCCAAAGUUGGGUGAAGUCUUUCGGGAUCUUUAUCAUGGGGGGUUCCAGCCUGUUGAUGUAUCGGAAGUCGACGGCUUGCCCGUGGUGGACACCUUCCUCGUCGAACGCGCCAUGUCUCUAAACUGCUUCGGUUGCCCUGCUUCCUCUCGCGAAUCCCACAUCGAGAGCAUUCGCGUCAGAGGACCUGAAAAUGGUGAAAAGGUGUUCGAAUCAUGCGGUAUCUGGCCGCUGGCGUCGUACAUAAACCACUCUUGCGACAGUAAUGCCCGACGCUCUUUCAUUGGCGAUAUGAUGGUCAUCCGCGCAACUCGGGAUCUCCCUGAUAACACAGAGCUGACCUUCUGGUAUGAAUCGCCAUUGAUCGGCGGUUCCGCCGCAAAGGCCAUGGAUCUACAGCACUGGGGGUUCAAGUGCAGCUGCAUUAUCUGUACCGACAUUGCUCAAACCAACAGGAACGAGUUGAAGAGAAGGAGAACUUUCUUAGGCACCUUCAAAAAGCUCUUUGACUCCCCCUCUCGCGUUCCGGAUCCCGUGCGACUCGAGGCUCUUUUCUCCGCGAUCGAAGACACGUAUAGCCGCCCUGUGUCCGAAAUCCCUCGUAUUGCCCUCUGGGGCCCGGCGCUAUCUCUCGCAAAGUUGUAUACCGCACGUAGAAAUUCACGCAAAGCCAUUGACUUUGGGCUCAAGAGUCUUGAGUCUCUUGGCUACGUUAUUGAGGGAGGACAUAUAGUCAACCAAAACAGGAACAACAGCACUGAUGCUGAACUUGUCGUCAAAAAAUGGGGUCUCCUGCCAGACACCGUAAUCAUGUGCUGGAUGAACCUCUCCUCCCUUGUACCGUGA